ACAGACCUUCAAUGCAUUGUUCUUAUUUUUUGACAGCCACCAAAAAAAGAUGUGCUGUACUUAACAACUGUGGUCAGAGUAAGGUCAUGUGGAGUGGCUAAGUCAGCCCAACUACCCAAUUCUAACUAUUAAAACUAAAAAAAAAAAUAAUAAUUCAUGAAAAUAUUGAUACCAAUUCGCAUGGGCAUCACUCUGUAAGCCCUUAUAACGAAAACUAUGUGCAAGCCAUCUUUUUGUUUUUUUUUUUUCAAAUCAGUGACAGUUUUCCUUCUCUUCAGUGUAACUACUUCAUAACCACAAACAGUUCAUAAAGCUUUCGUUCAAUUUCUUUGUCCACACCAUCCCAUUGUGGUCUUCCUUAAAGGAUCACAGCAUUUAAGCAGCUCUUUUAGUUUCAUAACAGCAACUCAUGCUAUGAUUCACGUGCACAUCAUUUUGGCUUUCAUCAAACAUCAUAUUACUUCCUUUUUGAAUGGGGUACAUCAUCUUACAGACACUAGAAAACGUAUUCAUUUAUUUACUGACGUUUGAUUACCGGGAAAGUCCGACUAGAUAGAAGCCCCAUUUUCAGCGGAGGUCUAGAAGAAAAGCUCCAAAAUGGCAACAGUCAUUGAAGUUAUUUACUGAUGAAUGUUCGUUACAUGCAAAAACGGCAGGAAAUAGAAAACUUGUAGCAUGGCUAGGUGGAUGGUGAAAGGUGAGCUACAACAGGCGUUUUGGUCACUAUAAAAGGCAACUUGGUUCCAGAUUAGUUUCUGACGACAGUUAUCAAGUUACUAUUCCCAAAGUACUUUACUCAAAUCAAUAUACAAUUAUAAUACUUCUCGAUAUAUCUUGACAUCUUUCUGUUAGCCUCGGUUACUUUACACCUUGUUUGCUCAUUACUACAAGUAUGGUAACUCUUGUUCAAGACCGGAAACAUGUAAACCCAACAAUCUCCAAUGCUAUGGUUUCGGUAAAUUAUACCGUACGUAUUCCAUACCAAUUGUGUAGCAUUUUUGUUAGAUGUAAAUACUUGCAAAGUCCACUAUGCACCGGGUCAUGACAAAAAAUAUCUGAAAGUUGAAGUAAGUUAAUGAAAUUGACGUUUCGCCCAGAAUAGGAAAGAUCCAAGUCAAGCAAUAACUACUUAACACAUUGAGAUGAGCCUGUAUAAUUUUUCUACAUUGAAACGCUGGAGAGGAGAGCAAUGAUAAACCUGAUCAGAGAGCGAGAGGAUCCAGGACACUAAAACACAACCGUUUUCCAUCUUCCGGUUGAAACGACAAACAUAAACAUCACUUUCUUACAGCACUCACUUGCCUCUCUCAAAAUGGUAGAAUUGCAAGACAGAGACGGAUAACAUCACCGAACGCCGCCUCUAUCAAGAUGGAGGUAGUUGAGGAGCAGCGCCCCCUCUGGUCACAUAGUUGCGCUACUACUUCUGCUGCUCUGAGGAUGCCUAUUGAAAGCGUGAUGCAAUGAAUCCGAAGGCGAGUGAACAGGAGUGAGAGAAACACCAACCACCAGGGUGCUAUAAUGGGGGGUUGCAACAAUAAAACCUAGUUUGGAGUACUGUUCCUGGUUAUCAUUGGACAUGGCAGGGCCUGCUGCCCUACAGAUUGAAAAAGAAGUAUAUUUCUUGGUUGCGAGGUUCCUGCAAUCUGGACCGUGUAAAAAAUCUGCUAAGGUCCUUGUCGAAGAGCUGGAUGAACACCAGCUUAUCCCAAAGCGUCUGGACUGGAAAGGAAAGGAACACAAGCAGACUUUUGAGGACUGGGUGUCUACCAAUAAACACAUACCUCCAGACUACCUGCUCCAAGUCUGCAAACGUGUUUGCCCCCUUUUGGACAAAGUCGUCCCCCCAAGUGUUCCAGGAGUUCGCACAUUACUAGGUGUUGGGCAACAGUCACUCCUAAGGAAUUCAAAAGACUGUAGCUGUAAAGAAUGGAAGGGAUCAGCACUAGCAGCAUUACACAACGGCAGGCCUCCAGAACCACCUUUAAACUCUGGAAAAUCGCCAAAUUUAGUCAAAUUAAUCGGUGCCAGAUCAUUAACUGGUUGUGCCCGUUUGAGCAACCUUUUCCCAACUUCCAUGUAUCAGCACAAAAAGAUGCAUAGGAGAAUUCUGGGACAUCUGUCAGCUGUGUAUUGUAUAACAUUUGAUCGUACAGGAAGAAGAGUUUUUACAGGGUCAGAUGAUUGCAUAGUGAAAAUAUGGGCAACUGAUGAUGGUCGCCUUUUAGCAACAUUACGAGGUCACUCUGCAGAGAUCUCCGAUAUGGCCGUAAACUAUGAGAACACACUGUUUGCUGCUGGCAGCUGUGAUAAAGUAAUUCGAGUGUGGUGCUUACGAACUUGUGCUCCUGUUGCUGUCCUCCAUGGACAUUCUUCUUCCAUCACAUCCAUACAGUUCUGUCCAGCAACAAUAGGAACAAAGCGAUACCUCACAUCAACUGGUGCUGAUGGGACUAUUUGUUUUUGGCAGUGGGAAAUGGACACUAUGAAAUUCAAUGAUCGUCCUCUGAAGUUUACAGAAAGGUCUCGACCUGGUAUGCAGAUAAUUUGCUCUUCAUUUAGCCCUGGUGGAAUGUUUAUAGCAACUGGUAGCACUGACCACGUGAUAAGAGUGUAUUAUUUGGGCUAUGAAUCCCCAGAGAAGGUUGCAGAAUUAGAAGCUCACUCGGACAAAGUUGUAGCUGUUCAGUUCUGCAACACUGGUCGCAGGAAUAACAAUUCAUCUGUGGAGGACAAAGUUGCUAAACUGAAAGUGAGUAUGGUGACAUGGGACAGAUGGGAUAACACGAUCAUUACUGCAGUUAACAACUUCCUGCUUAAAGUAUGGAGUUCCUACACAGGCAGUCUUCUUCAUGUCUUAUCAGGUGAUAUAGAAAAUAAAGGAGGACUUGCCAAGAAUGCUACUUAUAACACCCUUUUAGCUGAGACAACACUGGUUUUAUCUCCUGCUGAGAAUUUUAUGGAUAUAACCUCCUGUACUGCUGCCCGUAAAGCUAGUAGUCAUUUAUGGCACAGUCUGAAGACAAUUGAAGGCCAAGGUCAUGGUGCUGUGUUUGAUUGCAAGUUCUCUCCAGAUGGACAAAAUUUUGCAUGCACUGACUCACAUGGACAUCUUUUGUUGUUUGGGUUUGGUUGUAGUAAGCCAUAUGAAAAGGUUCCAGAUCAGAUGUUCUUUCAUACAGAUUAUCGACCUCUCAUUCGAGAUGCUAAUAACUAUGUCCUGGAUGAGCAGACCCAGCAGGCUCCCCACCUUAUGCCUCCCCCCUUCCUAGUAGAUGUAGAGGGUAACCCCCAUCCUACGCAUUACCAGAGACUUGUUCCAGGGCGGGAGAAUUGCAAAGAUGAGCAGCUUAUUCCACAGCUAGGAUAUGUAGCAAAUGGCGAUGGAGAGGUGAUUGAGCAGGUGAUUGGACAGCAAACUGCUGAGCAGGAUGGCAGUAUUCUAGAUGGGUACAUCAGAGAGCUACUGAGAGAACAAGAUGAGAGACUCGCUGAUGGAGAGAUUGUCCAAAUUCCCCAGCUUAACCAGUCAUACUCAGUUCAUGGCGUCUUAAGGAGUCACAAUGUAGCUUCAGUGCCUUUGCCAAAUGUUGGACUUCGACGCAGUGGUCAGAUUGAAGGCGUCCGACAGAUGCACAUUAAUGCUCCUCGGAGUCAGAUGGCAACAGAAAGGGAUCUUAUGGCCUGGAGUAGGAGAGUCAUGGUCAAUGAAUUGCAUCCAGGAGUUGGCAGCCAUCUGGCUGCGUUAAAUCUGUUUUUAGAAAACCAAAGGCUUAAACGCCUCAUGCUUAGGAUGGAUCCCGAAUUGGCCACCCACGCCAAACAACCUCGGAAGAAAGCCAAGGUUUGCCGGCCUUCUCCAGACACCACUCUGCCUUUGGAUGUUCCAGCUAUCAUUCUAAGAGCGAAGGGACACCCAUUUACUCCAGUUCCAGCGGCUCCUCUGGAAGGGGCUGUAUCAGUAGCCAUAGAAAGCAUGUCAGCGGAGUUGAUUCAGACAUCGGUCAUAACUGACUUUGAGAGGGAACCAUCGCUUGACCUGCCAACUGAGACUUAUACUUCAGUGCAGGCCUCUGUUUCCCUACCUACCCGGACACCCACUCCUACUAAAAGGAAACCGAAAACAAAAUACUUGAGCCCAACUCCUCAAGUAGCCCUAGAUUGGGAAUCCUUUACCUCUUCUUUGAUGCAGGCUUUUAUGGCACUUAGGCCUACAGGCCCUACUGCCACUAGCAUCCCUGUGCUGAGUCCUAGGCUGGCCUCUGCCGCCUCCCUGCCUUUAACCUCUGUUCAGCAAGCAGUUACUCACGAUGACACUGACCAGUCUUACUUCUCCUCUGCGGAAUCUGUCUCCUAUGUCUCUCAGAUUGCCUCUCCCAUAGAUUAUUACUCACCUGAAGAGGAAUCUAUUGAAGGGGACCUCCCACCUGAUGACUUAUCAUUUGGAGAGACUAUUUCAAAAAUGAAAGAGUAUUUCAAGUGGGUUACUUCUUUAGUCUCUGAAACCCAGAAGAGAUACUUUGAGCUUCUACAGCUUGACUCCCCCUCACCUUCAACCAUCCCUCCAGUGCUCCCAGCUUUCUUGGAUGCCUUCACUUCUGUUUCCAAGAACCCAGACUUUCAAACUCCUGCCCCUAAAAGGCCGGAUAGGUUUUACAAAGUCUGUGAUGACUACAAGUUCCUAAUAAAAUCACCCUUGCGCGACCCAGUAGUUAUUGCAGAUGAUCAGCAGUUGUACUGUGGAAGAUUCUUGAGGCGAUCCCAGCGUAAAAGACAGCAUAAUUACCAAACCCGCUCCACUAAAGAACAACACCCUCGAUCUAAGGAUCGGAGUACACGCACAACUGAAGAUUCUGAAAAUUCUUCCGAGCAGGAGGCAGAGACUGCAGAUGUGAGUGAAGCGUCUGCAGGGGAAGCUGAGUGGCAGAGUGGAAGCAUUUCCAGUGAUUCUAGUGAAUACUCUGACUGGACCGCAGAUGCUGGGAUUGACCUCCAGCCUCCUAAACGGCAAACAAGGCUAAGAACUCGGAAGUACUGUAGCAGUUCUGAGGAUGAUAAUACCAAGGAGGAAAAGGGAACAGUGAAAAAAAGAAAAAAAUCCAAACGGGUAAAACGAAAGAAACCAAAUGGGCUUCUUUGCUCUGAGGGAGAACUUUGUGAAGAAUGGCUUCCUCCUCCAUGGAUCCUGGAGACAGUACCACGCCGUUCACCCUAUGUACCACAGAUGGGUGAUGAGGUCAUCUAUUUUAAACAAGGUCAUGAGGCAUAUGUCAGAGCUGUUAGAAAAGCCAAAGUCUACAGUGUAAAUCUGCAGAAGCAGCCAUGGAAUAGAAUGGAGCUGAGGGAACAGGAGCUUGCAAAAAUCAUUGGAAUUAAGUAUGAAGCUGGGCCACCAACCUUGUGCUGUUUGAAGCUUGCUCUCCUAGAUCCCAUCUCAUGCAGAAUGACUGAGGAGUCCUUCUCACUCAAAUACCAUGAUAUGCCAGAUGUCCUUGAUUUCUUGGUACUGCAUCAGUUUUAUGUUGAAGCUAAAGAAAGGAAUUGGCAAACAGGGGACAACUUUCGUAGUAUAAUAGAUGAUGCCUGGUGGUUUGGGACAGUGAGCAGUCAGCAACCCCUUCAGUUUGAAUAUCCCGACAGCUUGUUCCAGUGCUAUAAUGUGAGGUGGGAUACUGAUGAAACUGAGAAGAUGAGUCCUUGGGAUAUGGAGCCUGUUCCUGAAGGAGCUGCCCUCCCUCUAGACCGUGGAGCUGGUGUUCCUGUUACAGCAGAUGAGUUUAAAGCACUGUUAUACAAACCUCAAGAGGGAGAAUGGGGUGCUCGAAGCAGAGAUGAAGAGUGUGAACGCAUUAUUCAGGGGAUCGAUCAGCUGUUGACAUUUGAGAUAUCAACUCUGUUUUCUGCUCCAGUAGACCUUGGCGCCUAUCCAAUGUAUUGCACUGUGAUAACUUAUCCUACAGACCUUAGCACCAUCAGAAAGAGAGUGGAAAACAGGUUUUAUAGGAGAAUCUCCGCUCUGAUGUGGGAAGUACGUUACAUUGAGCACAAUGCCAGGACAUUCAAUGAGCCACGUAGUCCAAUAGUAAGAUCUGCCAAAAUAGUUACAGAUGUUUUAUUGCACUUUAUUAGGGACCAGAAUUGCACAGAUAUUUUUAAGAUAUAUAAUGAUAUCAAGGCAGAAGAAGAAAGCAGUGCUGGAGAAGAGGAGGAGGAGGAAGUGGAACCUGAAGUGGACUCUGAUGCUCCUGGAACUUCUGCAGGCCGUAUACAUCUCCGAUCCAGAUCGCUUUCUAAACGACAAGCUGCAAAAGUGGAUGUUGAUGCUUGGAAGGACAAAUGCAAGGAGCUCUUAGACCUGUUGUUUCAGUGUGAGGACUCUGAGCCAUUCAGGCAACCGGUUGACUUGGUUUCCUACCCAGAUUAUCGGGAGAUCAUUGACACCCCCAUGGAUUUUAACACGGUGAAAGAAUCCAUUCAAGCAGGGAAUUACAAGACUCCAAUGGAGUUUUGCAAGGAUGUUCGACUGAUCUUCAGUAACUCUAAAGCUUACACUCCUAAUAAAAAGUCAAGGAUUUACAGCAUGACACUCCGACUUUCUGCACUAUUUGAAACCCACAUUAAGAAAAUCAUCUCUGAAUACAAGGCUGCAGCACAGAAACAGGAAUAUAGAAAACGACUCAGGAGUACUAGCAGCUCGGUGUCCAGCAGUAGCAGGGCAUCAAGUCCAAAAGGAAAACUGAAACAAGUGAAGACCCAACCUGAGAUGAACCAAAAUACCUCACUGCCUUUAACGAGGAGUAGUUCUUCAAGGUCCUCUCAAGCAUCUGAUAUUAAUGAAGAGCCUGCAUGCCCACUAGUGGUAGAAGAGGGAGAGAGUCAGCCGUCUUCAUCAGGAGUCUGUGCACAGAAUGAGUUGAGAGGCACCCCAGAUGCUGGAAGUUCUAGAGUCACACGCAGCAAAGUCUCCCUUCUAAAGCAAGAUCCGUCCCCCGGUAGAUCGCUUUCUAAUGGGGAUGGCAGAAUAACCAGGACUACAGCUAAAAGGAGGUUAAUUUGCAAAUCAGAACAAGACGACGAAUCCUCAGGGGAAGAAGAAAAGAAACCAAAAUUGGAACGCAAAUCUUCAUUGUCUUCAUCGUCUUCUUCUUCAGAUGACAAAGGGUCAGGAUCCAAUUUGAGUUCUGAAAGUGAGUCUGAUUCUAAAUCAGAUUCAGAUUCUGAAUCCAGCAAUGAAAUAGACAAAGAUUAUGUAGAUGGUGAUCAUGACUACAGCAAAGUCAUACGCUCAAGACCAAAAAGAAAAGCAAAAUCAAAAGUUAGAAAUAAGAAGGGUAACAAAAAUCUGGCCAAACACCUCAAAGCAGUUGUCAGAAACACCAGAACUAAAAGUGCAGGUGUGAAUGAGGAUGAUUUUGAAAGACAGAUUAGCAAGCAGUCAAGAAUCCGAACUAGAAACCAGGGUAGAAGGACUGUUUUAUACAAUGAUGAGUCUGAUGAUGAUCGCUACAUACCUACUGAAGAUCCACUUAAUCUUGGUACUUCCAGGUCAGGCAGGGUACGGAAAAUGACAGAGAAGGCCAGAGUCAGCCAUCUAAUGGGCUGGAAUUAUUGAUAUUCAAAUCAUCAGAACUGCUUACAUGCAAGAAUAUUCAGCCUUUUACUGCAGGGAUUUUUCUUUUGAGUACAGAGAAUCGCAUAUGGUGUGGGGAACUCGUUCUGCAUUUCACAAUGGUGCUUCUGCAGUGUGCCAAUACGCACGUCAUAACUUUCAAGUUUCCAUACACUAUUAAGUAACCCUUACUCAUCAGGCCUAAAGUAUUUGAUAGCCACCCCACCCAGACACUACAGUGACAAGGGGCUUCCAGAUUCAAAGGUAGCAUGAAGUAUUUUGCAUACUUUAUUAAAUGUUGAGUCCCCUAAUGUAUUAUAUAUAGAAAGAGCACCUUCUUACAAUGUCUUUGUAUUUUAUACCAUUAGUUCCUUAAAUACAGUAAUAAUCAUGACUUUUGCACAACAUACCAGUCCUAAAGGCAGCUAUAAGAUGUUUACAGUUCCUUUAUCUUAAAUUUUGGCUAAUAUAUCUUAUCAGAUUGGGCUUGCAUCAGCUGUACUGUAUUACAUUCAUCAUCUUGAGAGCUUUGUAAAUCUCUCCAUUUUUAAAGCAUGCAGGGUGUGGUGCCUUUGUAAAUAUGUAAUUAAUAUUGAAGUGAUGUAUCAUAUUUUGUGCAUUACUUUAUAUAUAAUGAUUUACUUGAUGAAUAUAUCCUGAACAAAAAGGUGCCAACUGUUAAGUACUUGUCUAAGCCUUCAUAGCUUUUUGGUAAUCUUAUCUUCCAAAAUAUUAGUUCUGCAUAUGUUGUUGUAAUUAACUAAUUUCAGGUAUUGUUGUUUUUAAGAACAAAGUGAUAGUUUUUUUAAGAAAAAUCCUGAAGUGAUGCCCGCCCAAUCCGUUAGUAAGUUGUCAAGUUUUAGCCUAGUAGAGAAUUAAAUAUUCAUUGAUAUGGUUUAUGCAAAUUUAAAGGGAGGGGGACCAUUGUUUCUCCAACAUGACUGUAGCAUUGUAGAUGUAUAUGCCUACACUGCAGAUUUGUUAACUCACACCACAUCUCGCCUGUGGUCUGCAGAUGGAAAUUCUGUAUUUCUGAAGUAGCAUUAAUGUGUUCCAUGUCAUUUGUUUCUGGUGAGCUUACUUGUUUGCUUCAUGUGGACAUAUUUGGAGUUGAGCUACCUGCCUGGCAUCACCAUUUGACUCGCACUUGACUAGCAUGGAUUCUGCUUGUGACUAUUGAACAUUGUUUCAUAUACAAGGCGCACAGCUACCUCUGCCACUCACAAGUUUACUGGAAACUACAUAGGAAAUGACAACUGAGCAGUUGGUUAGAUAUGUCAGAAGCAUGGAUCACGGUAAUAGUAAUGGUCUACCACAGCACCUGUAGGCUGGAUGCGAUGAACUGCUUAAUUCUUGUUAAUGUAAAUUUCCACAUUUGACUGCUGGUGCAAUACAACCUUAUUGUUAAAAAUAUAAAAUUUAGAUUUUUGUAUACAUACAUGCACUUGUAUGUACUUGUGUGUGUGUGUAUAACUGUGUAUUUAGUACACAAACACCUAUACAUACCUCCUUUUCAUUUGUAAUGGCUCACUGUUGUAGGAGCAACACUUUUUUUUUAUACUGUAAAUAUUACUGCCAUGUGCCAUGCCCUUACUGACAAUUAAGAACCACUUAAGGGCAAGAAAAAGUUGCUCUAGAAUCUGAAUGCAGUAAUUUUAUGUAGCAAGAUGGUCUGGAAACACAUUUGCUGUGAUCAGCAUUGGGAUGAAAAGGAUAAACUGUGUACUGAGCUAAAACUUAUGUAUGUAAUUAGGAGAAAACAAUGCAUUUAGAAUUACAGAAAUAUUGAAAGGUUAAAAACUUGACUGUGUGAUAUAGGAAGACUCUGUUACACUUUUCCUUUUCUGUUUUGCACUUCUAGUUAAAGGCUCUGAAGAAUUUCAUUUAUGCAUGUGCACAGGGGGGGGAAAAACCUAUUUGGAAGCAUGUGGUGAUGUGAAUUAAGUAAUUCCCAGCCCCAUUACUAGGUGCUUCUCAGAAAUGAGCCUUAUAAAAAGGUUGUAGCAUUAAAAAGUCCACCCGUUUUUGUAUUUGAGUCUACACUACUCUGUACAUGGCAGACUGAUAGGUGGUUUAUCCUUUUGCUUUGCCCCCCACUCACUCUUUUUCCAGUUUUAGCCCCAGCUAUUAAUGCACCUUUCCUUCAGGCACUGUCUAGCUUAAAAUGUAGAUUUAUUGCUAAUUGUGUCCUGAAUUUUUUUUUCUUUUUGGCUGGAGGUUUAGAACUACAUUAAAUGUGCAUUAGACCUUAGGCAUCUCCUUCUUAUGUAGUGUAGUGUGUUAGUUUUUAUUCAGAAAACCUGCUGGCGUUAUAGUACUGGAAUUAAUGCUUAAUGGAACUUUUCUGUUGCUCAUUGUUUCCAGAAGUAGUUAUAUUAACUGAAGUUAAAUUCUGCUUAUAUUCUUAAUUGUGUUUUAGAGGGUAACCAAACUACUGGGUUAAUGAAGCUUGGCUUUGCACCAUAAUUAUUUUUUUAGAUUUAAAGCAGGUGGGAGCUGCAAUUAAGACAGCAUGGCUAAAGAUGGAAAAAAUUUCACUGGUAAUAUUUGUGGCUUCUGUGUAUAAUACUGUGAAAUUUCUAAAGAAACCACAGUUAGUUGUGGUGUGUAAGUAUUAGUCUUUAUCUUUAACAUAUUUUCUUAAAAUGUAUGUUUUUCUAGUGAUGCUGACAGCAGGGUGUGCUGGUACAAUCCUAGAUAAUUUUUAAUGUUUUAUGGCAGUAGUGCCAUAAAAGAUUUGAGGAACUAGCAGAAUUUCCUUAUUUUGCUGCAUGUUUUUUUUUCUAGUAUGAAGGAUUAUUGUUUCUUUUUUCACCUUAACAUUGAAAACUGUUUAGACCUUUUUAUUGGUGUUCUUUGUUAUAAUGAAAACUGUUAUAAUGUUGCCUCAUUAUGUGGAUGUUUUUAAGUGCUUUUAAGUUAUUAUUGUUAUUUUUAUGCUAACCUAGGAAAGAAAAGCAAGAGGUUGGGGCAGUGAAAACCUGAUCUUUCUGAUGAAUUCUGAGUUAUGUUGGAUGUUUGUGCUUCAUUGAUUGAAGUAAAAGCAGCCAAAAAUGUUACUGAACCUCAAGUCCAAGUGAUGCCUUGACCACACAGCAAUGUAAUGGGGUCAGUGGUGAUAUGCACAUUGUUGUUGGGUCUGUAAAUAUUGACCCCUCUCCCUGAUCAGUAGCAUCUCCUAGUGGAAGAAAAGCCACAUUUUAAUAGUUAAUUUGCACAGUAAGUUAUUUUUAAUUGUUGAUGGACCAUUUCCUCCUGGAUUUUUUCCUUUUAUAGGGGUGUGAUCUCUGGGAGACCUUACUGGCACUUUUCCCCAGUGUUGUUAACUGUUGUGUUUACUGGGAGGUAGGAAUGAUGCUACUGAUAACUGUGAUGUUGUAGGGGAGUGAUGUUUGGUCCUUAGUGCAUGCCCCCCACUUCCAUUGCGUCACCAGCACAGAAGUAAGGUGACCCAUUCUUUUGUUCACAGUAGCUAUAUAGUCCUCUUAGGGUAGCAUGGGGGAGUGUCUGACUUCCACCAGCAUACCAAAAAUAAAAUUUGGUAGCCUGUGACUUCCCUGGUGGUCAGCUGGUCAUUACAUUCUGAUUGUUUUCUUGGAGUAGUUGCUUUAAAUGCUGGUGCAAGUAGUCUGACUUUGAGUUCUGAGGGCACUGAAUGUAGUUGAUGAUGCCUAAUGCUCUUAAAACUCUAGUGCUCAGGCACAUAUAUGGGGUGCAGUAUUAACACUUGAGGUGCUCCAUUUUCAGCACAAAAGGCAUUUGGAUGCAUAAAGUUCAGUCAAAUCUGUUUCUUUUUUAGUAUAUUCAGGGGAGAUUAAGUUGGCCAAACCUUUUUCUUUUGGUGAUCUCAGGUCCCUUUUAAUAAAUAAAAAAACUUCAGGGAUUUUUUCAAGAUGCCAAUUGUUGGCAGACCAAAUGUAAUAUUUAUAUGCAAUGGAAUACUGUGGCUUUUAGUUACUUUUUUACUGUAAAAAGUGUAAAUUUGUAAAAUACAAAUUUCUGAGAUUUCUUGUUUUGAAUUUAUGUAAUUUAGGUUGUUUCGAUUUUCAAGUUCUAGGAUUGUCUUAAUAAAAAUGUAAACCACUA
Messenger RNA from Protopterus annectens (West African lungfish), 11692 nucleotides. It is a transcript of the gene BRWD3, whose product is annotated as bromodomain and WD repeat domain containing 3. NCBI's taxonomy places the organism in Eukaryota, Metazoa, Chordata, Ceratodontiformes, Protopteridae. Gene Ontology annotation, molecular function: protein binding. Gene Ontology annotation, biological process: regulation of cell shape; regulation of transcription by RNA polymerase II; cytoskeleton organization. The transcript is spliced from 39 exons. The coding region runs from base 1577 to 7609 and encodes 2010 amino acids. Gene Ontology annotation, cellular component: nucleus. The record is from RefSeq and is a predicted model, not a curated record.